GCCUUAAGAUAAGGAGAGAACGGGGUGAAACCUGGAUGACGUAUCCUAUCAACACCGUGCGAAAGUUCAUCAUCAAUAAUCUCAUUUUGCUUUAGGCUUGCACUAUAUGCACUGCUCGACAGACGCGGAACUGAUCAUAAAGUUUUAUGUUUGAUUGAAUGUGUUUUUGACGUCUGAAGCACGCGCGUAAUGAAGCGCUCGUGAUCAGCUGCUUCCUCUCAUGGGCAAAGUUUCGUUUACUUCGCGAUAAAUUUUUACGCGCAAUACGAACACUGUAACUACUUUUACACUUGACAGCACGGACUUGUUAUUGAACCUGUAAGAAGAUUAAAGUCAUGACGGGCCGAGAAGACGAAUACGACUAUCUCUUUAAAGUGGUGCUGAUCGGUGACUCGGGUGUGGGCAAGAGUAACCUGCUCUCUCGCUUUACCCGCAAUGAGUUUAACCUGGAGAGCAAGAGCACCAUCGGGGUGGAGUUUGCCACACGCAGCAUCCAUGUGGAGGGCAAGACCAUCAAAGCCCAGAUCUGGGAUACAGCCGGACAGGAGAGAUACAGAGCCAUUACAUCAGCGUAUUACAGAGGUGCCGUCGGCGCCCUGCUGGUGUAUGACAUCGCCAAACAUCUGACCUACGAGAACGCAGAGCGCUGGCUGAAGGAGCUGCAGGAUCAUGCCGACAGCAAUAUUGUCAUCAUGUUAGUUGGGAAUAAGAGUGACCUGCGCCAUCUGAGGGCCGUGCCGAUGGAUGAAUCCAAAGCGUUUGCAGAGAAGCACGGGCUUUCAUUUCUGGAGACAUCCGCUCUGGACUCUUCUAAUGUCGAACUUGCCUUUCAGACCAUUCUCACAGAAAUCCAUCGUAUCGUCUCCCAGAGGCAGAUGUCAGGGCGUGGUGAUUCCGACUUCUCGCCCAACUCCAAAGUGGUACCCAUCACUGUACAGCCGACGCAGAAUUCCGGCAAACAGGGCUGCUGUCAAAAUAACUAAGCCGCCACAGCGCCACCACAGGGUUUGGGGAAAUUUGGAAAUUUUUGAGCAGGCUGUUGUUGGGCUGGGCAUAAAGACAGGCCGUGCUCGUGUCUGACCGACUGUUGUGUGCCCUCUGCGUGGCGUGGGUAGCAUAUGUAACACACCUCUACUUGGUUAUGCCCAGAACGAGCAAGUAAUAAGCUUCAAACUUGGAAGAGCUAUAGAUGUUGAAAUUGAAUGGAUCAAGCAUUUUUUUUUUACUGAGCUUUGCUUUUUGUUUCAGACUAAAUAGAACCGGGCAGUUAGCUGGGGCGCUCAGACGUGACCGCUCUUAUUUUUCUGCACUUCAGUCUGCUUACAAAUGAGCAGAAACAAUUUCACCAAAUAUUUUUUUAGAAUGUGUAUUACUACUUUUAAAUAUAAAUUGUUAAAAGGUUUUCAUAAAAAAGGGGAAUUUGUUCAACGUUGUGUUUUUCUUUAGUUUACCGCCACUCAAAUGACAUCUUAUCGCACAUCUCUGAACCGGGAAGAUUCAAAACUGAGGUCACCCUAGACACAUUUAGUUCAUUCCUGUGCACACGGUUAGUCCUGUAACAGCUCUUCUGUAUUUAUUGAAUGCAAAUAUAAUCUUGAUAUUCUG
This is a messenger RNA of Triplophysa rosa, 1605 nucleotides long. It is a transcript of the gene rab11al, whose product is annotated as RAB11a, member RAS oncogene family, like. NCBI's taxonomy places the organism in Eukaryota, Metazoa, Chordata, Actinopteri, Cypriniformes, Nemacheilidae. Gene Ontology annotation, molecular function: GTP binding; GTPase activity. The record is from RefSeq and is a predicted model, not a curated record. The transcript has 5 exons. Gene Ontology annotation, cellular component: axon; transport vesicle; postsynaptic recycling endosome. Bases 336 to 983 code for a protein of 215 amino acids. Gene Ontology annotation, biological process: neurotransmitter receptor transport, endosome to postsynaptic membrane; exocytosis; melanosome transport.